Messenger RNA from Oryzias latipes (Japanese medaka), 758 nucleotides. The record is from RefSeq and is a predicted model, not a curated record. NCBI's taxonomy places the organism in Eukaryota, Metazoa, Chordata, Actinopteri, Beloniformes, Adrianichthyidae.
UGUCAGCGAAACCCUAAAGAAGAAGUUACCCUCCUCUAAUACGGACCGUGCCUUCACCACUCUUUCUUUUAGAUGCAAUAUGAGAACAUUAAGGAUGCUCGUCCACAUAUAUAAAGCUCUGUUAUUCAGUGUCUUAUGGUCAAAUAAGCAAAGAGCGGGCUGUGUCCAGUUGUCCGCUCCAGAAGAGGUAACAGGAACCCGCGGUGGAUCCCUGACCGUCUCUUGUCAGUAUGACCUCGAAUUUAAGGACAACCCAAAAUACUGGUGCAGGGGGUCUGUAUAUGAACUGUGUAGGAUAGUCGUGAGAACACCCAAGAAACAUAUCAACAACAGAACCUUCAUCGCUGAUGACAACAGAGUUGGAAUUUUUAAUGUGACAAUGAGUCCCCUCAGGAAAGAGGAUGAAAACGUUUACUGGUGUGUCAUCUCUAGAUCUGGAAGAAAUGUCUUUCAAAGAGUGACGCUUCGUGUCUCAGAUGCAGUUGAGACCAGUCCAGCUACCACUACUGAAAGUAACUCCAUUCAAAUGCUGGAAAAACAGCAAGAGAGUUGGUGGGCAACUCUUCGCUGGAUUCUUUUUUUUGCGACGUUGACAUGUUUGGCAUCGACUCAUUUGAUUGUUUGGAGGAGAAAGACUGCAAAGAACAUGAGGACAGUUAACUGAUCAUCAUUGUUGUUCUCUUUUUAAAGACAUGAAUAUAUGAAGUGUGUAUAUAGAUCUGAAAUGAGCUGUCUAAAUAAAAUGAUUUUGCAUUGUC